UGGAAAUAUGGCCGCAGAAGUAGGAGAGAGUAGUACUGGUGGUGCAAAACCUGCAGUAAGAGAAAGCCGGCGUGAAAAACUAACAAAAUAUAGAGCUGGGAAGCUAGCUGAGCGGACAUUGGAAGGCAAAUGGAACAGCGUUGUUGAGAUGUACAUGAAAUACCCGGGAGCUCAGACGCAAAAGAUCACCGAGGACAACGACAACACUGCCUUGCACGUCGCCGUCGACUUGAAGAUAGAACUAGUAGUGAAGUUGCUGGUGGAAGCAAUCAUCGAAUUCGAGGAAGCAGGGGAUGAAGAAGCCCUAAAAGUGCAGAAUAAAAACGGGGACACCCCGUUACAUCUUGCAGCGUCAAGGGGUUUCACAAAGAUAUGCAUGUACAUCAUAGGGGAGAGUGAGGAAAGGAUUCAUUUGUUGAGAUUGGAGAACAAGAAAGGUGAGACACCUUUCUUUCUAGCUGCACUCAACUGGAACGCACAUACCUUUGCCUACCUCUCCUCCGUCGCCGAUAAACUCCUCUGCAACAGUAUCAAAUUUGCUGAUGAUAUUCGAUGUCUCGUUACACGUGGCACCGGCGAAGACAUAAACAAAAGAGAGAGCAUCCUUCACUGUGCCAUCAACAGAGAAUAUUUCGAUUUGGCAUUCAUAAUAGCCCGUAACUACAGUUUCCUUACUAUGCAUGCCCAUAAUGGAAUCACCCCGCUCCAUGUUCUUGCCAAAAGACCCUCAGCGUUCAAAAGUACAACAAAACUUUCAUUUCUCAAGCAAAUGCUCUACCACAUUAUGCCAGUAGGAAAACUAGAUGUUGACAAGGAAAUGGAAAAAUACAGGAAAGAGAUUCAACGGCUUCAAUUAUCCAAUGGCUCAAAGAAAAUAGGGGAAAAAAAGGCACGACGUAGUUGGCUAUUAGGUAAAUUACUACGUAAUUUGCCGGGACAAAGGCAUGAGUAUGACGAAGAAAACGCUUCCAAGUGCUUUGGAAAAUGUGGAGCUGGAUUUUUGCCACCAAAUUAUGAUACCUUUCUACAAUUUCUCAAAUCAGUAUACGUGCAUUCUUCCCUUAUCCGUUUGGUAGAUGCGUUCUCGGAGGUAAGAGGAACAAAGCAGAAGCACGUAUGGAGUGAUCAACUCUUGUGUAAACUCAUGGAAAACCCUUUCGAAGCGUUCACCGGAAUGGCGGGAGAAGAACCUACUCAUGGGCCUGAUGAAUUGAGUUUUUUUGACCCUGAUGAAGACAUAUUCAAGGAUAUUGUGGGACGGAAUAUAGAGAAUUCGCCAAAACCAGAAAAUCCGAGUGAUACAAGAGGAGGGGCUCCAACUGAUCAAAAUGACUCAAAGGAGGGAACUAAAUCUGGCGACUUGGUUUUAAAAUGUUGUGAUUGUGUUAUCUCUAAUGUGAAGAAUACAGAAGAUUGUGAAAGAAUGAAACCAAUGAGGCCACAAUUAUUGAUGAAAUGUGGCUGCGGUAGAGCAGACUGUAAAAGCAAUAUUGCAGCCGCAAUUGCGGUUGCAGAUCACAGUACAGAAGAUGCAAGUGAUGAUGAUAGUAAAAAGGAGACACCAUAUUUAUUAGCAGCGAAGCAUGGUAUUAUUGAAAUGGUGACCAUGAUUCAACAAAAAAUACCUAGUGUUAUCCAUACCACCAACUCAAAGAAUCAAAAUGUGUUGCUUGUGGCGGUCAAAAAUAGGCAACCCCAAGUUGUUCUGGAACUCAAAAAGAAAUCAGAAGCAGAAGUUUGGGACAACUUAGUUAUUGGAGUGGAUGAUGAUGACAACACAUUGUUGCACUUGGCUGCUCAUGGUUUAAAAGGAGACAAAUCUUGGCAAAUAGCUGGCUCUGCUUUGCAAAUGAUGUGGGAUAUCAAGUGGUACCAGUAUAUGAAAAAAAUUGUGCCACGGCAUUGCCACUUCAGAAGCAACAAGGAUUCAAAAACGGCAGGACAAAUCUUCAACACAUCACACCAGGAGCUCAUCCAAGAGGCUAGCCAGUGGCUGAAGGAUACAUCGGAAUCUUGCUCUGUGGUGGCGGCUCUCGUCGCCGGUGUUUCCUUUGCCACAGCUGGAAAUGUCCCCGGUGGCUACGAUAAUGGCGAGCCACCACUAGAGGGACAACCUGCAUUUGAGGUAUUCGCCCUGGCUUCUCUUGUUGGACUAUGUUUCUCCGUCACCGGACUCAUAAUGUUCCUUUCCAUCCUCACCUCAAGGAAGGUGGCCAAAGAUUUUCGAAGGAGUUUGCCACUGAAACUCCUUGCAGGCCUGAGUUCUCUGUUUGUUUCCAUCAUAACCAUGUUUGUGUCCUUCUGCUCUGGUCAUUUCUUUCUUGUUAACCACAAAUACAAGUCAAUCUUGUUCCCUUUAUACGCUGCCACUUCCAUACCUGUCGCUUUCUAUGCCUUGGCUCAGUUUCCACUCUACUUUGAUCUUCUCAGAGCUAUUCUUACUACUGUUCCAACGGCAAGUGAUGUAGGUGAAAUUCUCUGACCAUGUUUCUGUGAUUUAUUUAUCACUCCUCUACAAUAGCGUUUAAUUUUCUUUCUUUCUUUUUUUCUUUUUUUUUUUUUCCCGUGUGGUAGCACAUGCUCGUGCAUGUCAAUUUGUCAUGUUGGUCUGGUGUUGGUU
Messenger RNA from Arachis ipaensis, 2620 nucleotides. Lineage: Eukaryota; Viridiplantae; Streptophyta; Magnoliopsida; Fabales; Fabaceae. The record is from RefSeq and is a predicted model, not a curated record.